Nymphaea colorata (pocket water lily) is the source of this 999-nucleotide messenger RNA. Its product is annotated as glucan endo-1,3-beta-glucosidase-like. Gene Ontology annotation, molecular function: hydrolase activity, hydrolyzing O-glycosyl compounds. Gene Ontology annotation, cellular component: plasma membrane. The record is from RefSeq and is a predicted model, not a curated record. NCBI's taxonomy places the organism in Eukaryota, Viridiplantae, Streptophyta, Magnoliopsida, Nymphaeales, Nymphaeaceae. The transcript has a single exon. Bases 1 to 999 code for a protein of 332 amino acids. Gene Ontology annotation, biological process: carbohydrate metabolic process.
AUGGAUAACUUUUCUAAUUCAUCGACUCUGCUUCAAAAUUCAGGUGCGCAAUCUAUUGGUGUUUGCUAUGGUUUGGUGGCUGACAACCUUCCUUCACCAUCAGAAGUGGUGGACAUGUACCACGACAACGGCAUAACCAGUCUCAGGCUUUAUGAUCCCAAUCCGGGUGCUCUCAAUUCUCUCAGACAUUCAGGUAUAAAUGUGGCCUUGGGAGUGAGGAAUGAGGACAUACAGGCUAUUGCAUCUUCUCCGGCCGCUGCCGAUCACUGGAUCUCCUUGAGCGUGAAACCUUAUGCUUCCUCUGUGUCAAUCAAGUAUGUGACAGUCGGCAAUGAGAUAAUUCCAGGCCCGCUCGCGCAUUUCGUCCUACCAGCGAUGAAGAACCUCCAUAACUCUCUCAUGGCCGCGGGCCUAGGGAUAGUUGGUGUCACCACAGUGGUGUCUAUGCCUGUGUUGGGCAAUUCCUACCCUCCCUCACAGGGCGCUUUCUCACCAGAUGUUGUUAGUGUUAUGGCUUCCAUCGUCUCACUCCUUAACGCCACAGGCCGCCCACUGCUUGCCAAUGUGUAUCCAUACUUUUCAUAUGCUAACGACCCAGUUCACAUAUCUCUUUCCUAUGCUCUUUUCACUUCCCCUGCACCCGUUGUUCAUGACGGACCGUUCCUGUACCAAAAUCUCUUCGAUGCAAUGGUCGAUGCUCUUCAUGCGGCCAUGGAGAAAGUCGGCGGCGCCGGCGUCCUGGUCGUUGUCUCGGAAAGCGGCUGGCCGUCUGCAGGCGCCGGCCCUGCCACCAUCACGAAUGCGGAGACGUACAACAACAACCUCAUCGCUCAUGUGCUCUCCGGCAAAGGCACACCAAGAAGGCCAAGGAAGCCAUUGGAGGCGUUUGUGUUUGCGAUGUUCAACGAGAACCUCAAGCCUGGUCCGAUUACUGAGAGGAACUUCGGGCUCUUCUAUCCCAACAAGAAGCCUGUCUACCCUGUUAAGUUCCACAAAUAA